AUGGGCAUCUCGAGUGAGUUGUCGCCCGUCAGAGCAGAUUGGCUCGCAGACCCGACCGGCAGCUGAUGCUCCAGUGAUCCAUCGCCAGGCAAGCGGGAUGCGAGCGUGUCGACAUCUCCCUUCUCCUCUCCCUCAUCGAGCAAAAUCAUCAAGCUCACUUGUUCGAUCCUUUCUUUUCCCGACUCCGACUUUCAGGACGAACUGUUGGGCAACACGUCGUGCUGGCAUGGGACGUGGAAGCGACCCAAAUCAUCGGCCAGGAUCGCCGCUUUCGAUGUUAGUUCUCGUCCACUGCAGUUGCAGUUCACGAGAUGACAUGAGCUGCCUACCAAUGAAUCGUCUGCCGGCUCGUUUUUGACUGCCUGCAGAUUGACGGAACUUUAAUUACCCACCGCAAGGACUCGCUGAGGCCGAAUAAGACAUUCCCGGACGAUGAGAACGACUGGACUUGGCUCAAUGCCCAGGUGGUGCCCAAGCUGUGCCAAGCUCACGCGAACGGGUGCGUAGCACAUGAUAUUCCUCUCACCCCGAAGGACACAAAUCGCUGAUCGUACCUAUGACUUACGUCUUUGUAUCCUAAUUCCCUUCCAUAGCUAUACGAUUGUCUUCUUCUCGAACCAAGCUGGUUUGGCCAAAUCUCAACACAGUUUUCGGCUCAAGCUCCCGAUGAUGGCGCGGCGUGGGCUAGAAAACGUACCAUUCCAUGUCUUUGCCGCAAUCGAUUAUUCGAUGUACAGAAAACCGGCAACUGGAAUGUGGGACUAUUUCGUUCAAUAUUGUAAUGAGGGAGUCGAAGUUGGUGAGUUCAGCGUAGUCGCGAGAGCCGCCGAUCGGCAAAGUUUCCCAUCCACGUUAUCGCCACGUUAUCGCAUAUGAUUGACGCGACGCCAGUGAACCCACGAUCUUGUCUUUUUGUCUCAUCGAGAUAGAUCUUACACAGUCCUUCUACGUCGGGGAUUCGGCUGGACGGCCUGCACGGGACCAGCGCCCUCGUGCCGACGCAACGGACAUCGAUCGAAGUAAGUCUCUGGCUUCUCCAUGAACCGAGGGCGCGCAUCACAAGUAAAGCUGAUCAGCUGAUACGGCCCAUGCCCAUGCUUCCCAGAGUUCGCGCACAACCUCGGUCCGUGCAAGGGUCCCGUUAUGUGCGAAGAAAUUGAGGGUUAAUUUUGAAACACCGAUGUGUUUGCCCUUCAUAGAUCUUCCUUUCUACACCCCGGAGGAGUACUUUCUCUGUCGCCCGAUCUCUACGCAAUGGUCAUUCCGCACCGACCAUUGGCCUUCCUUCAACUACUCGUACACGGGCCCACUAUUCUCACCUUCAACAUCCCCUCUUAUUGUCGCACCGGCGGAAGAACCUGAAGUGGUCUUGUUCAUUGGUCCUCCGGGAGCGGGAAAGACCAAGUUUUACUGCGACAACUUCAAGGGAGAAGGCUAUCUUCGCAUCGUGAGUGGCCGGCAUUCUUUGGUAAAUCAAAUUUUCUGAGCUCAACUUUCUUCUUCCGAGGGUGAAUUAGGGCGAUGCUUCGUUACCCGACGCACUGGCGCUCUUAACCUAUCAUUUCCAAUCCACACCAUACCCUCCGUCCUGCGUCAUUGACUUGCUCCUUCCCUCCCGAUCCCUACGCGCCUCGAUCGUCAGCCAUAUAUCGCAGCUUAGUCGAGAGAGGUCUUCAAUGGACGCAGCGGACCAAUCUAGCCGCUCACAUGGUGGGAUCAAAGUCCGUCUUUUCCACUUUACGACGGACAGGGAGCUUUGUAAACAUAACACGGUGUAUAGAGCACUGAGCCCGAGUGCGCUUGCUUACGACCCUUUGAAGAAGAAGUAUGCCAAAAGAUUAGCCUUCGAGAGAGGGGAAGAGAGAGAGAUGGUACCGAGGGAAGUUUGGGAGAGCUGGGAUAGGAGAUGGCAAGUUCCCGACGCGGAUGAAGAAGGUGCAAUCUUCCUCGCUUCUUGAGAAUGUGUCGAAUUAACUGAGUUCUGACUUUUGACGUGAUCGACUGCACAGGAAUCGAGGUGAUCAAGAUCCAUUUCAAGCUCGUUGGGACGACGGAAGAGCAGAAGAAGUGGAGGAGAUGCUUGGACGUAUGGAAGAGACCGAAUCCAUUCAUCGCGAGGAGGACAGCUUUAUAG
This is a messenger RNA of Microbotryum saponariae, 2134 nucleotides long. Lineage: Eukaryota; Fungi; Basidiomycota; Microbotryomycetes; Microbotryales; Microbotryaceae. The record is from the annotation of a GenBank genome assembly.